GGACUGUGAUUUCGAAGGAGCAGCAGCAAAAAUUCGCCAUUUUAAAAACCCAAUCCGUCGCUCAAGGAAGUGUUUUCGGUUUCGCAAAGAGUUCGGUUCUCGGGUCGCGGAUAAAUUUGCACAAGAAGCAAAGUUCCAGGUUCUGGUGUGAGAAAAGACCUCCACGAGUGUGGCCGCGCCAUGCUGCUUCAUCGGCGGAGGCUUUAGGUGGAGCUCGUUCCGGAUUUUCGAGCCGUGGGCCGCGGGAUCGAACAUUUUUCAUUCUUCCGUAAAGGCAGCAGUAGGAAAGAGGACAACAUUAGCCAGUGAGAGAAAGAAAGAGGAGGAAAAACAGCGCAAUAUUAAAUAAAUAAGGGCACGGUUUGGUGUGUCCGUGGCCAGAGGAGGUCACCAUCGGAACGGGGACAACGGGAAGCAAAAUUGAAUAAUUAAUGCACUCAUGAAAGUGCGGCCAGGGCCUGUGCUCCGUCCCCUGGAAGUGUAAAUAGACGGAACAAAGCAGUGUGUUGUUUUGUUUUGCUGCAGCGCUGUUAAACAAUAACAUAAGCAAAAAAGAACAAAGUUGCUGCUGUUUGUGCUUCCUGCUUCGACGAGGAGAAAGCAGUUUUUUUUUUCCUUUUCGCGUGUGUGUGUCCAAACUCCACCGGUGGGGGUCGCUUUCUCCGGUGGAAGAAAAACCAGCAACAGGAAGUGUUUCUCUGCAAGAACCUAAAAAAAGUGCUGAAUUUGAUUAUUGUUGUUUAAACUACAAAAGCCGCCAAGGUGGAUACCAAAAGUAACCUGGGUCUUACCCAGGACUUUGAGAGGAUGGUGGGGCUGUCCGGCGGAGCGCAUCUGUACGCGGCGGGGCUGCCGCCCGCGCAGGAAAUCGUCCGCGACAUGUCCACGAUGCCGACGGCGGCACCGACGAGCGCCGAUGCCUGUCUCAGCAUCGUCCACUCGCUGAUGUGCCACCGGCAGGGCGGCGAAAGCGAGGGCUUCUCCAAGCGGGCCAUCGAAUCGCUGGUGAAGAAGCUGAAGGAAAAGCGCGACGAGCUGGACUCGCUCAUCACGGCCAUCACAACGAACGGGGCCCACCCGAGCAAGUGCGUCACCAUCCAACGGACGCUGGACGGACGGCUGCAGGUUGCCGGCCGGAAGGGCUUUCCCCACGUCAUCUACGCCCGGAUCUGGCGCUGGCCGGAUCUGCACAAGAACGAGCUGAAACACGUCAAGUACUGCCAGUUUGCGUUCGAUCUCAAGUGCGACUCGGUGUGCGUCAAUCCGUACCACUACGAGCGCGUCGUAUCGCCCGGAAUCGAUCUUUCCGGGCUGACACUCCAAACCGGGCCGAGCCGGCUGAUCAAAGACGAGUACACUCCAGGUUCGGUCGUUUCAGGAUCGAUGGACAUUGACGGGAACGAGAUUGGAACCAUCCAGCAUCAUCCCUCGAUGGGCGGGUACGGCGGCAUGGCGAUGCACCAGCAGGUUCCAGAACCACCCCAAAUGGGCAGUAUGUUUCCCCCGCCGCCCGGAAGCGGACCACGGCCCAUACCAAAGAUGGAACCCUCGGAGCAGUCUCGAAACAGCAACGGCGGUGGCGGCGCUAGCUGGAUGAGCGGACAGAGUCCGUCCUCGUCUUCGGCAGUAGCGGCAGCGGUCAGUUCCGUCGCGCUCAGUCGACUCUCUUCAUCACUACCACACCCCUCCGUCUUGGGUAAUCCCGUCGGAAUGCCAAACAGCGGACCGUUGCGUCCCCCGCAAGCACCGCCACAACAAUCCCAAGGGCCUCCCCAGACGACGCCCUCGAGCUCUCAAAUGACAAACGGCGGCAACGGCCUAAUCGGAAACUCAUCCCAACCCAACCUGCUGGGCGCCGACGGUGGCCAGGGCCAGUACUAUCCGGGUAGCUCCGUUGACCCGUCAAUGUCCGGCGAUCCCCAGCUGGGCCAAAACCUGGGUUCGAUCUCCGCCGCGUCACCCGUUUCACCUCACCUGCAACAGAACGGCUACGUUCAGAACUCCAACAGUCAACAGCAACAACAACAACAGCAACAACAGCAGCAGCAGCAAGCACAACAGCCAACGUCCGUCCCGGGCCAGUACGGUCAGCAUCAGACCGGAACGGCCACCUGGUCCGGCUCGAACACACUCACCUACACGCAAUCGAUUCAACCGCCGGCGCCGGAUCCCCGAUCACACGGUGGCCACCAGCAGUACUGGCAGCAUGGUAGCGGCGGCGGAGGUGGUGGAGCCGGUGGUGGUGCUGGUGGCGUGUCUGGCUCCGGCAGUGGUGCCGGUUCCGGUUCCGGCCAGGUGCAGGACCUCCCCGGCCAGCCGCGGCUCUUGUCGAGGCAACCGGCGCCCGAGUACUGGUGCUCGGUGGCGUACUUCGAGCUGGACACGCAGGUCGGCGAAAUGUUCAAGGUACCGUCGAACCGGCCAAACGUCACCAUCGACGGGUACGUGGAUCCGUCCGGUGGGAACCGGUUCUGUCUCGGUGCGCUCAGCAACGUGCACCGAACGGAGCAGAGCGAAAAGGCGAGAUUACACAUCGGCAAAGGUGUUCAGCUGGAUCUGCGCGGCGAGGGCGACGUCUGGCUGCGGUGCCUCAGCGAUCACUCAGUAUUCGUGCAGAGCUACUAUCUGGACCGGGAGGCGGGCCGCACGCCCGGCGACGCCGUCCACAAAAUCUAUCCCGCCGCCUGCAUAAAGGUAUUCGAUCUCCGCCAGUGUCACCUGCAGAUGCAAUCGUUGGCCACCAGCGCCCAGAAGGCAGCCCAAAUGCAAGCGGCUGCCGUGGCCGGCGUGUCCGGAUUGGCCGUCGGUGCGCCCAGAAGUAUUUCAGCGGCGGCCGGCAUCGGAGUGGACGACCUGCGAAGACUGUGCAUUCUGCGGCUGUCCUUUGUCAAGGGAUGGGGUCCGGAUUAUCCGCGGCAGUCGAUCAAGGAGACGCCGUGCUGGGUGGAGGUACAUCUGCACCGUGCGCUGCAGCUGCUGGACGAGGUUCUGCACCAGAUGCCGAUCGAUGGGCCGCGAGCCGUCGAGUAAGCGUCGAGGAUGAUGCAUCACUCACACUUAAAUGAUUCGAGUAAUUCAGAGAAAAUGUUUUGUCUGCUAUCCGUGAGAAGCAAGCGCGUCUGCUUCAGAGAGGAAGGUUGAAUGAGUGCUUGUGUGUGAGUAUUGGAAGUUUGGAAAAAAGUGUUUUUAUUUUGUGAUUUGUUAGUGCAUAAUGUUUUAAUUAAGGAAAACAUGUAUACUUGGCAAAUACCUAAACUAUGACUAAAAUUAUUUAUACAAAAUGAAACUAUAAAAGUACGCUGACUAUGAAUAAAGGUUAAAGAAGCAAAUACAAAAGGCAAGUGUUAACUCGUUUAGAAAUGUGCAACACUGAAAAACUCUCUGAACAAUAACUCAAAGGCAUACAAAAAUCAACGCAGUAAAGAGCAGUCUAAAUAAAGAUUUAAAAAACAACCGACAAAUUAUACUACCUCUGACAUGAAAAUAAAACAACAACAAACACUCACUUUAUACAAAAAUUAAAAAUAAAACAGCAACAAAAACACGUACAUAGCAGAUAGAACAAAUGAAGGAAAUUCACAGAAAAAAAAGAAUAUAACUGUAAGCAAACAAAGAGUAGACGUGCUAAUAGUUUAUUAAGUAUUCAACGGCGCAAAAUCGCCACAGAAAAUACAAAAUAAAAACACUAAAAAACGUUGAAUGUUUCAGACUAACUAGUUAUUGUUAAAGGAAAACACGGUACCUUAACAGAGACCACACUGAUGUGAGCAAAUUGAUCCUUGAACUUUCCUCUCAAAACAAGUUGAAAGUACGAUCAAUGCCAUUUAAAAAUUGCAGUCUCGAAGACACACACCCAGACAGACAACAGAAUUUUAAAUUCACCCAAGCGGCCACAGCAAGCGAAGAGUGCGACUGUUCAUGAGUCUUGAAAAGGAACAAUGAAUUAAAAUAUAACAAAACACACAAGAAAGAAUCACAAGUGCAAUGAAGAAGAAAUCGUUUAAAGCAAAACGAAUAUGCUCGAGGUUUGCGAAAGUUGUUAGCGCUGCAUCUGGAUGCAAAGGCAAAUAGUUAUUUUCUACAAACACGAGACUCUUUCUUUUUUUUCUGUUUUAAGAGAAUUAACGGCACCCGCGAGACUCUGCUCUACUCGCAAGCGAGGGAGGCAAAUGGGGUGUCGUCGCGUAGGUUUUUUGCUUGCUAUCAUACAGACAGAACACACUAGAAAUAAACACACACACACAUUUUGUAAUUUGCAUUAGUAUGUAGAAGAAGAAGCAAGGAUUAGUCCCUGAAUGAGAAGGUAACUGUAAUGAGAAAGGAAGAUUGGCAAUUGCUUGUGUGAGGAGAGUGUGAGCGCGCGCGCGCAGGGGAAUUGCGCCGUCAGAAUUAUAUUUGACCUGAUGAAUUCUAAUAAAUUUUAAAGAAUAACAAAUAAAAAUAUGCUCCUCUAA
Molecule: messenger RNA, 4454 nt
Organism: Culex pipiens pallens (northern house mosquito)
Lineage: Eukaryota; Metazoa; Arthropoda; Insecta; Diptera; Culicidae
Gene: Med
Product: mothers against decapentaplegic homolog 4
Exons: 8
Coding region: 808-3030 (740 amino acids)
Biological process (GO): cell differentiation; transforming growth factor beta receptor signaling pathway; SMAD protein signal transduction
Cellular component (GO): heteromeric SMAD protein complex
Molecular function (GO): RNA polymerase II cis-regulatory region sequence-specific DNA binding; I-SMAD binding; DNA-binding transcription factor activity, RNA polymerase II-specific
Source: RefSeq, a predicted model, not a curated record